AUGUCGGGCCACAACAACAAUGCAGCCCCCAUCCGCUUCAUCCCCCAAACAGGCCGCAAACCCUCCGCCGAAGACACCACCACCCGCAAAGCCAUCCGGCGGCAUGUAAUGCUCGGCAAGAACCGCGGGCGCGCGCCCCAAAAUCCCCGACAGCCUGCCAUGCAAGGCACAGCCGUGUUUCGGGCGGAGGACUUCCAUCAACCUGCCGAAGAACAAUCGUUGGUGAUCCCACCCCGAGUCGGCACAGACCUUUCCUUCCUCGACUUCGCGGAUCCAGUCGACCCGCCUCUCAUGAACGACACACUCCGCUUCUGCUCCGCGACCAACGAGAAUAUGUUCGUCCUCGCGCGCUGCAUUUCCUUCGAAGCCCCGGAUACGAUGGCAACGUGCAUGCGUCGGCUGGCGUGCGACGCCCUGUACGUGAACGUGAUGGUCUUCGGGACGCAGACGUAUUUGGAUCAAGUCGUUCGUCACAACAACACGACAGAACUGCGGAGGAGUUGUCUGCGGCAUUACGGACGGGCGUUGGGGAUUUUGCGGGAGCGGUUGGCGGAGGCGGAGAGGCGGCGGGGUGUGAUUUCUGAUAUUACCAUCAAUUCGGUGAUUAUUCUGGGGAUGCACGCUUUGGCGACGGGGCAGUAUGGGAGUGCGAGGAACCAUAUCGCGGGGUUGGGACGGAUGAUGAGUUUGAGGGAGAGGGGUUUGCAGUCUUUUGGGGAGAACAAGACGAGAUCGCUGGUGGAUUUGUUGAGGUGUGAUAUUUCUAUUGCGCUGGCGACGGGGGAGGAGCCGAUUCUUUUUCCUGGGGGUUCUUGUGAGGAGACGUUUCGACUUCCGGAUUUUGAAGUAUCAGACGAACCAACUCGAAGGCAUCCCUCGAUCGGGAACGAUGGCCUAGCUAGGAUCUGGAUGGUUCUCUCGCGUUUCUGCGCCGUAAUUAACAAAGCCGGCAUCGAUCAAACGACAAUUCCAGAGCGAAUGCUGCUUCAAACAAUGGCGUCCGUGAUGUAUGGAUUGCUGAGCCUUUCGCUGCCGCCAGACUCGACAGACAAAGCCAUUCGCCUCGCUAUGCUGUCGUUUUGUGCGAGCACGUUCUUAUACUGGGGCCAGAUGAGGAUGCCUCUGGGUUGGCUCCAGGCUGAGCAGAGACGGUGUCUGUUCCGCAUGAAGGAUGCACACGAAGACAACCUGGAUCCACGGAUGAUGCUUUGGAUGUUGAUCGUCUAUGGGAUCACGUUCCCUGCCGCGACGACGGACGAGGUUGAAGAGAUGCGGAAACGAUUGAGGGAAGUGACCGAACAUUGUGGACUGACUUGUUGGGACGAGGUGAGAGGGACAAUGAGUGAAUUCCUUUGGAUCGAUAUUGUGUGUAAUACGCCCGCCCAAGAGCUCGUAGAAGCAGCUCACGCUAGGCACAGAAGUUGA
Messenger RNA from Zasmidium cellare ATCC 36951, 1425 nucleotides. RefSeq lists its product as uncharacterized. The coding region runs from base 1 to 1425 and encodes 474 amino acids. The record is from RefSeq and is a predicted model, not a curated record. The transcript has a single exon. Lineage: Eukaryota; Fungi; Ascomycota; Dothideomycetes; Mycosphaerellales; Mycosphaerellaceae.